UGUCCCACUGUUGUAGAAGACGGAAGCAGAUCGGUCGCGGUUUGUACCAUGUCAGACUUCACCAUCGAUAUCCAGCUGACAGAACUAGGGUUCCCUGACAUCUUGCAGCCCAGAGAAACAACCUGUGUGAAGGAGACACCAUCGCCUUCGGCCUCUAACAAUAUCUCCCCUGGAUCCCUGGCUAACCUCCAAACCCCCAGUUCCUCGCUGCCUCCUGCUGCACUCACCCCCACAGCUGUGGACACAGAACUGGUCGGUGUAGAUCAGCUGGUUUCUGUAGACUCACAGACUGCUUCUACAGUUCAACAGGUUGCCUCACAGACUGGCCCUCACAUUACAGUAACCCCAAAUCCCUCUGGGCCCCCUGAGACACUGACAAUACUCUGCCCACCCCCUCCUUCUACACACAAACCCGUGGCAGUGCCACACACUUCACGGCCUGUUAGUCCCAUAUUGCUACCCAAGAGUUUAGCAAGUGGUCAAAGCAAUAGCCUUCACCAAAACCCCAAAAUAACUAAAACUGUCCUAAUAUCUGUGUCUCGUGUUGAAGCUGGUACUGUGUUGACUACUGUACCAGCUACUUCCACUCCCCCUGUUGAACACUUAAGAACCAUUGAGAAUGAUUUUGAGCUGCCACUGGCAGACCAGACUGCAAUGUUUCAGACCACUCCAAAACCUGUAAACACAGGGAAGCUAGGAAGGACGGUCACUGAUAAAGCUGAGGAAGAAGAACCUGGUGAAAAAAUAGGAGGGAAAGGUGUUUUCGGUGAUGGGAAAGUGCAAGGACCGAAAGAGAAAGUAGCAGAAGUUGCAAAGAGUUUAGAGGAGGAUUCUGAGGAAACAGAUGACAGUGAGGUUUCUGAGAAUGAGGAUGAUGAUGAAGAGGAAGAGGAGGAGGAGGAACUGGACCCAGAAGCAGAGCCUGGAGGUUCAGGCGAACACCGCUGUAGCGUCUGUGACCUCGUCCUUUCCUCCAGCUUCCAGCUCCAGGAGCACAUGAACCUGCACACAGGGGCACGCCCCUACUGCUGUGCCGAGUGUGGCAAGCGCUUCUGUCAGCUGGCCAACUACCGCUCCCACCUGCGGACGCACGCCCAGCCCCAGACGUCAGUCCCACCCGUACAGCUCCGCUGCCGUGUUUGCCUGAAGGGCUUCGAUUCUGAGCAGGGUUUGAAGGACCACCUAGCCAAGUCCCACUUUGAGAAGGAGUUCUAUGAGUGUGACGCAUGCAAGCGCAUCUUCACCUGCCUGACCAAGUGUGAGGAGCACCUGGAGGAGCACAAGCGCGAGCUGGCGGACCACGUGUGUCUGCAGUGCUGCCGCCGCUUCCGCCUGCGCCGCUCUCUCCGGCGCCACAAGGAGCGGGGCUGUGUCCGCAGCUAUCGCUGCACCGACUGCCCCAUGAACUUCAGCCGCAAGAAUGCCCUCCUCAAGCACAGCUUCUCCCACCUGGGCCUGCUGCCUUACACCUGCAUCCAGUGCCGCGCACAUUUCCGCCUGGCCAGGCUCUAUCGUAAGCACGAGUGUGAGCCGGAGCGGCUCCACUGCGUGGCAUGCCUGGGCGUCUUCCAGAGCCACAACGACUUCCAGAGGCACAAGAGGGAGACGGGCUGCUGGGGCCAGCAGGGGACCAAGGGGGAUGAGAUCCGCUGUAUGGAGUGUGGCCAGGCCUUCUCCACAGCUGACGAGCUGAAGAAUCACGCCGGGGCCCACCAGAGGGUGAUGACCUGCUCCGAGUGCGGCAAGGGCUUCCGCUCGGCCUUGAUGCUGAUGUCACACAUGGGGGGCCACGCAGGGUCGAGGCCCUGUCUGUGUAAGAACUGUGGCCUGGGCUUCCCUCACCAGCAGGGUUACGAGAGCCACCUCAAGGACUGUGGACGCAAACCCCCUCCUGUGAUGGUUCCAAAGAAACCACGGAAAGACCCCCCUGCUGCUCCUUCCAAACCCCUACCCCAGCUCGCUCCAAGGCAUCUCCCUGCUCCUGUGAAGAAACCAGAGAGACAAGUGUCAGCACCACUUCCUACUUUGAUGAGAAUGCCAGGCUCUGCCCCUGCCAGAGUCACUAUGGGAGUUCAUAACAACACUACUGUCCGCGUUGUGAGCCCUGACCAACCCACUAAGGGGCUGUGGAAGCUCAGCCUGGACAAACAGCCGCCUCCUGGGGUGUCCUUGGUCAUGUUUGUCCCUGCCAACACCCCUCUGGCCUCUGGCCUCUCUGGCCCAUCCUCCACCCCCCAGCUUCCAGCCCUCUCAGGCACACAGCCCCAGUGGAAGGUAUUCAACCCAGCACCAAAUCCAGGGGCCCCUCCUCCGGUGCUGUGCCAGUCCAGGUUCACCUCUGAGCCGGGUCUGAGUCUCAUUGCAGGGGCAAACCGGCGCUACUCCUCUGAUGCCCCGCUGGAUUUGGCUUUAAAGACAGUUGACUACGAACAGGAGCCUGCUAAUAUACUACCUCUUGAUCUGUCUAACAAGUCGACUUGCUCCACUCCUCCUGCUAACCUUGUAGUCAAGACUGAACCGAGAGACCCUGGGUUUGCAGAGGAGACUGAGGAAGAAGUAUUCACAAGUUUAACAGGUGAUAAAAAGGGGAUAGUCUUUCAGAGUAAGAGGGAGCCAGGGGAGGAUUCUAAAAUGGAGGCUAUGGCUCAGAAUGGGGGAAAUGGAGAAGGGAGUGGAGAUGAAGACAGGCAAAAUGACAGCAGAGAUGAUGGAACAGCUCAGUCUCAAAUGAAGAAGGCAACAAAGCCGGGAGUCCCGUCAACACCACAGCUCCUGACCGUCAAACCGAAGAACACUGCCAAAGUGGAUCCAGUGAAUCAGCUGAAAAUCGAGUCAGUCAGCUCUUUGCACUCCAAAAUGCUUCGGGGCUUAGUCCAGAUAAAGCAGGAACCACUGUUUCUAGAGGCUGACAGUGGAACACAGAGCUCAGACUUCUGUUCGUACAGCCCGCUGACAGCAUUGAAGAGGAAGAUUGAGCCAGAUGUGGGGCUGGACUUGAGAUGGGAUGGGGGCACCCCAGGCUGUGUGCUCGACUUGAGGUUGAAUGGAGGGAACCCAGCCAGUUGUGAUUUGGCGGAGAAAGCAGAUGAGAGGAACAUGGAAGGAGACUGUGUAGAGGAGGAGCUAGAGGGUGGCGAAAAGGAUGGAGCAACAGAGGAAAGAAAAGCAGAUGAGGGUGGAUCGGAGGAGAGGAAAGAGCAGAAGGAUGGAUCGGAGGAGAAGGAUGGAUCGGAGGAGAAGGAUGGAUCGGAGGAGAAGGAUGGAACGGAGGAGAGGAAAGAGGAGAAGGAUGGAACGGAGGAGAGGAAAGGGGAGGAGGAUGGAACGGAGGAGAGGAAAGGGGAGGAGGAUGGAACGGAGGAGAGGAAGGAGGAGAAGGAUGGAAUGGAGGAGAGGAAAAAGGAGAAGGCUGGAUCGGAGGAGAAGGAUGGAACGGAGGAGAGGAAAGAGAAGAAGGAUGGAACGGAGGAGAGGAAAGAGAAGGAUGGAACGGAGGAGAGGAAAGGGGAGGAGGAUGGAACGGAGAAGUCUGACACACCUGUUGAUGAACCCACAGCCCAUAACCCAGAGACACAGCUCCCCUCCUCUCCCAUCCCCUCUCCUCCCACCUCACCACCAUGUAAAAGACGAAGGUCACUAAGGACAAGGGAAAAGCCUAGAGCCCUACACGACUGUUUAUUAUAAGGGCAGUACUUUACAGAGUGAAAAGUAAGAUUGCUGACAACAAUGUUAAUUAGGCUGCUUUUUAAUGGCCCGAGGAACAGAGGACAAUAUAACCAAGCCUAAUGUAAAACAAUUCAUACUAGGCUUGUUAUUAAAUCAUAAUAGCAACACAUUUAGUGAAUUAGUGGUGAUUUUGAUAAACCAUGCCUCUACAUUAAUUUGCCCUUGGGAUUUGGUUGUUUUCCUGUAUUCCAAUGUUUUUUUUGUUAGCUAUUGAAGACUUGCGAUGUCUAUGUUUAAUGUACCUGCUAGUGCUUAGUGAGCGAGCUAACAAUCCUUGUUGUUAGCUGCUUACUGUGUGGCAAGAGAUUGAGAUUAGGGUAAAUAGUGGCUAUUGUUUUCUAUAUUACAGUAGUUGCGUAUGCUGGCAAUAGGAUCAUGCACUUCUUCCAGUGUUACCGCACACAUUUCCAAACACUCCAUAUCUAUUUGACUAUACCAAUAUAACUUAUUUGUUUUUUUUGUUAUAGGUUGUCUAGUUAGUCUUCAAUUGAAUGUCCUUGUAAUUUUUGUAGUUUCUAUUCUAUAUAAGCGGCUGUAUGGGGCUUCAGUCGCCAAGGUUUCUUAUUCAGGUACUGAUGGAGAAUGUUUGGGAGCCAGGAUUUAAUGUACUGUCAACUUUCUGAGAAAAGAUUCUCAACAGCUCGGUUUUUGUUUGAUUUGAGUUCCAUAAUGGGUCAAAUAUGCAAGAUAUAUGUGCUGUCCAAUUUAUAAUGUUAAAUUGACUUGUAUAUCUUUUUCUAUCACGUUGAAUGUCUUACCCCAACUUCAACUGAAUGGUUACAGUGUUUUGUAGAGUUUCAAACAUUCUGUUCUGAAAUUAUGAUCUUAAAUGAUACAAAUAAAGAUCAACGUAUCGGAAUGGUA
Salvelinus fontinalis (brook trout) is the source of this 4590-nucleotide messenger RNA. RefSeq lists its product as uncharacterized. Gene Ontology annotation, molecular function: RNA polymerase II transcription regulatory region sequence-specific DNA binding; DNA-binding transcription factor activity, RNA polymerase II-specific. Bases 49 to 3684 code for a protein of 1211 amino acids. The transcript has 4 exons. Gene Ontology annotation, cellular component: nucleus. The record is from RefSeq and is a predicted model, not a curated record. Gene Ontology annotation, biological process: regulation of transcription by RNA polymerase II. NCBI's taxonomy places the organism in Eukaryota, Metazoa, Chordata, Actinopteri, Salmoniformes, Salmonidae.